AUGCCUUCAAUCAGGAAAAGAAAACGGUCGCCGGCAGCGUUGAAUCCGCCUCUUGUCACGCCUCAUACGUCUGAGUCAAGGGCUUGCAAUGCAGCCCGGACACUGCGUCAACCAUCGACCAUCUCAACAUCCUCCUUCCAGCCACCGGCAUCAUUCCCCAUCACAAGCCAAUUACGAACACCUUUCCCCUCAGCAAACUCUCCACCCGGGCUCGAUGAAACAGAAAGCUUCAUUGACGACGAUCUCGGCCAUGUCAUUGCCGCCAUUGACAUGAAAGAUUCCGGGACCGUGGGAUGUGCAUAUUACUCGGCAGAGGAGGAGAAGAUGUAUCUUCUUAGAGACAUCCGGCUUGGAGGAAUGGAAAAAAUUGAAGAUUUGCUUCUACGGAUCCAACCUACUGUAAUGUUGACAUCUUCUCGAGUCGAUAUUUCUGACCUUCAAGGCCACCGGCAAAACAUUGCCCAAGACAAUGACUCAUCGUCAUAUCUUCCUUAUCAGGUAGACAUUCGUCCUACGACUGACUUCAGCUUCGUUGGCGCCCAGAAUAGACUUGUUGGACUCGAGAUAUCAUCAUCUCACGAAGACCGGAUUCGAUUUUUUGUGCCACAAAGCGGGCUCACUGGGCCUGAAGAGAUGAAUCCACAAGAGAUGGGCUUUACGCUGAAUGAAGGGAGACUUUUGUACAUGUCUAGCUCAAUCGACAUGGAAAAUCCUGUAACUAUUGGCUGUGCAGGAGCCAUUCUCACUCAUUUACAAAGGCGCCGAGGAACAGGAACAAUUAUCGGGGUGCUAGAUGAUUCUCCCUUCAAAGUCAGGCACUUAGAGAUGUUCAGCCUUGAGGAUAUGAUGGGAAUCGAUAACAACACUCUCUGGUCGCUACAGAUCAUUCACCCCGAGUCACACCCAAGCAUAUUCAACCAAGGUCCAGGCACAAAAUCAGCUUCUGGUAAAGAAGGCCUUUCUGUAUAUGGGCUUUUCCACCGCUUUGCAUCAACACCUCAGGGAAAAGCCAAACUAAAGCAGAUUUUUUUUCGUCCAAGUCUUGAUAUUGCUGUCAUUAGAGACAGACACGACUUUAUAAGUGUCUUUUCACGACCGGAUAAUCUUGUCCCCUUGGAAAAAAUGACCAAGGCUCUGAAGCAUGUCAGGAAUCUUCGACUUGUGAUGACCAAUCUUCGGAAAGGAAUCAGUACAGGGAGCGCUAAGAUUACUGGAUUUGCAGCAACUGUGUGGGCAAGUCUUCUGGCAUUUGCCUUCUAUUCCAUCGAUAUACAUGAUGGACUGCGAGAAAUUUCGGGUGCAGAGAGUCUAUCCCUUCGAGCUAAGGCCCUUCAAUUGUUCGAAGCGGCACAGCUUUAUCGAGUAGGAAAAAUGAUUCAAGAGAUAGUCGAUAUCGACAGUUCUGAAGAACAAGGCAGGACUGUAGUAAAACAGGGCCUUGACAGAGAUCUUGACCGGAUGAAAGAUCGAUAUGAUGGCCUGAGCAGUCUUCUUAAACGUGUGGCCAUUGAAAUAGCUACAACCAUUCCAGAGGAGUUGGACAUCGAUGUGAACGUGAUAUAUUUCCCUCAACUUGGAUUUAAUAUCGCUAUACCACUCAAUGACAGAGGGCAAGCCCAGUAUUCUAAUGCUCAUGAGAACUGGGAGAUUGUCUUUGUCACAGAGACGCGAGCCUACUUCAAAGAUUUCCGAAUGAGGGAGCUGGAUAACAAGCUAGGUGAUAUAUAUGGGCUAAUUUGCGAGAAGGAAAUCGAAAUCGUGUACGAUCUGGCCCAGCGAAUUCUUCACUAUGAAAAUGUUCUAGUCGAAGCAUCAGAUGUCUGCGGCGAUCUCGACAGCCACAUACUACAAGAGCUGACGAUUUCUUCAUAUGUGCCAAAUAAUACUUUACUCAUGGGUGGUCCCGAAACCCAACGGACAAAUACAAUCGCCUCGCAGACGGGCUCAGCUCCUAGCAUGCUCGUGCUAACUGGGCCAAACUACUCUGGAAAAAGCGUUUACAUGAAGCAGGUUGCUCUAAUUGUGUAUCUCGCACAGAUUGGGAGCUUUAUUCCUGCCGAAGAGGCAGAGCUUGGUAUUACAGAUAAGAUUUUAACAAAAAUGAACACGCAGGAGAGUGUCUCAAAGAUUCAAAGCACAUUCAUGAGCGACCUGCAGCAGAUGUCGCUCUGCCUUAAGCAAGCCACCGGGCGAAGCCUUGUUCUUAUUGACGAAUUUGGCAAGGGAACAAAUGAGAGCGAUGGAAUCGGACUGGCCUGUGGAAUCCUUGAGCAUUUGCUUUGCCUUGAAGAUGCCCCCAAGGUCAUUGCUGCCACGCAUUUUCACGAAAUUUUCGAGAAUGACUUUCUCCCAUCACGAUCUAGACUCCAGCUGGGGCAUAUGGAAGUAAAAGUCUGUGAAGAAUCUCAGGAUGUUGAAGACCAAGUCAUAUACCUCUAUAACUUCCAUCCGGGCCGAUGUAAUAAGAGCUUUGGCACCAUAUGUGCCGCAAUCAAUGGUGUCGAGGCCGCUAUUGUCGAUCGCGCAAAUGAAAUCGCAUUGCUAGCAGCCCGAGGGGAGAAUCUCAUUGCUGCAUGUGCCAUUUUGUCUGAAGAGGAAACCAAGGCGCUUCAAGAAGCGCAAGAAAUCUACUGA
Penicillium macrosclerotiorum is the source of this 2634-nucleotide messenger RNA. RefSeq names its product MutS family protein MSH5. Lineage: Eukaryota; Fungi; Ascomycota; Eurotiomycetes; Eurotiales; Aspergillaceae. The transcript has 16 exons. Gene Ontology annotation, molecular function: ATP-dependent DNA damage sensor activity; ATP binding; mismatched DNA binding. The record is from RefSeq and is a predicted model, not a curated record. The coding region runs from base 1 to 2634 and encodes 877 amino acids. Gene Ontology annotation, cellular component: nucleus. Gene Ontology annotation, biological process: mismatch repair; chiasma assembly.